Molecule: messenger RNA, 1107 nt
Organism: Ilex paraguariensis (yerba mate)
Lineage: Eukaryota; Viridiplantae; Streptophyta; Magnoliopsida; Aquifoliales; Aquifoliaceae
Source: the annotation of a GenBank genome assembly
AUGCCUGAAUCAGCGGUACUUUUAAGUCGCUUGAGAUUGUUCUUGAGCCCCGGUUAUCCAUAUGAAGAAAUUUUAAGGACAUUUCACAACCAGACCAGCAUUAUCAUGUGCUCAUACCUCCCGUACUUCACAAGCUUUAACAGAACAAAGGGAGGUUUGAUUGAACUAAACCAUGGAAGGCCUCAGCCUCUUCAGUAUGUGGUCAAUGCAGCCUUCUUGGCUACGCUGUACAGUGACUAUCUUCGAGCUGCAGAUACACCUGGAUGGUACUGUGGACCUAAUUUUUAUUCAAUUGAUGUGCUGCGCAAAUUUGCCGAGACCCAGAUUGACUACAUCCUUGGGAAAAACCCUAGAGGGAUGAGUUAUGUGGUGGGCUUUGGCAAUCAUUAUCCGAGGCAUGUCCACCACAGAGGUGCAUCAAUCCCCAAGAACAAGGUCAAGUACAACUGUAAAGGAGGAUGGAAGUGGAGGGACAGCCCAAAGCCUAAUCCCAAUACUCUUGUUGGAGCCAUGGUUGCUGGCCCUGACAAGCAUGAUGGUUUCCAUGAUGUCCGUACUAAUUACAAUUACACCGAGCCAACGCUUUCAGGCAAUGCAGGUUUGGUGGCGGCCCUUGUGGCUUUGUCGGGUGACCAGACCAAUGGAAUUGACAAGAACACCCUAUUCUCAGCAGUUCCCCCUAUGUUUCCAACUCCACCACCACCGCCAGCGCCUUGGAAACCAUGAGAUGGCUUUGUUCCAUAUCAUUUUUUUGCGGCGACUUAAAGUUUAGAUGGUUUUGCUGCUGCCGCUGUUCUUAGAUACUAAGCAACAUGAAAGUAAAAGACAACGCCAUACGUGAUGAAGAAGCCAUGGCUUAACACCUUGACGAUAGGCAGGCUGGGGUGUAGGACUGUAAAUUUGGACUAGUUUGAUGAAGUGGUUGGAAAUUUGGGCAUGUCGUUGGUUGUAUCUAUAUUCUGCAUGUAUGUAAGAAAUCAAUCCUGUAUUCUUUUCAACACUAGCAAAAUUGAACAGGCUGUAUUUGGCUACAAUAGGCGUAUGUAAUAAUUUCUUUUAUUUCUUGUACACAUCUUAUUAAUUAGUUAAUGCACACGUACUGCGUGG